Molecule: messenger RNA, 334 nt
Organism: Staurois parvus
Lineage: Eukaryota; Metazoa; Chordata; Amphibia; Anura; Ranidae
Source: the annotation of a GenBank genome assembly
CAGAGACUGCGGACAUAGUACAGGGGAUGACCAGAGACUGUGGACACAGUACAGGAGAUGACCAGAGACUGCGGACAUAGUACAGGAGAUGACCAUAGACUGCAGGCAUAGUAUAGGAGAUGACCAGAGACUGCGGACAUAGUACAGGGGAUGACCAGAGACUGCGGACAUAGUACAGGAGAUGACCAGAGACUGCGGACAUAGUACAGGAGAUGACCAGAGACUGCAGACAGUAGUACAGGAGAUGACCAUAGACUGCAGGCAUAGUAUAGGAGAUGACCAGAGACUGCGGACACAGUACAGGAGAUGGUCAGAGACUGCAGACAUAGUACAG